GCCCGCCGCCGCCGCUGCUUCUCGGGCCAGUCCGCGCGUCCCCGGGGCGGACGGAGGCUGCGGCGGACUGACGCGAGCGCCGAGGCGCCGGCGGCCGGGCGAGCGCGGCGCCGACAUGGCUCACCUCCGCGGAUUCGCCAGCCAGCACCCCCGUGUGGACCCCGAGGAACUCUUCACGAAGUUGGACCGCAUCGGCAAGGGCUCCUUUGGUGAAGUGUACAAGGGCAUCGACAACCACACCAAGGAGGUGGUGGCUAUCAAGAUCAUCGACCUGGAGGAGGCAGAGGACGAGAUCGAAGACAUCCAACAGGAGAUCACUGUACUCAGCCAAUGUGACAGCCCCUACAUUACCCGUUACUUCGGCUCCUACCUCAAGAGCACCAAGUUGUGGAUCAUCAUGGAGUACCUGGGUGGGGGCUCCGCACUGGACUUGCUGAAACCUGGCCCCCUGGAGGAGACCUCCAUCGCCACCAUCCUGAGGGAGAUCCUCAAGGGUCUGGACUACUUGCACUCGGAGCGCAAGAUCCAUCGCGACAUCAAAGCCGCCAACGUGCUGCUGUCUGAGCAGGGUGAUGUGAAGCUGGCUGACUUCGGUGUGGCGGGGCAGCUCACAGACACACAGAUCAAGAGGAACACGUUUGUGGGCACACCCUUCUGGAUGGCCCCUGAGGUCAUCAAGCAGUCUGCCUACGACUUCAAGGCCGACAUUUGGUCCCUGGGGAUCACCGCCAUCGAACUUGCCAAGGGGGAGCCCCCAAACUCAGACCUUCACCCCAUGCGGGUCCUGUUCCUGAUCCCCAAGAACAACCCACCCACACUCGAAGGCCCUCACAGCAAGCCCUUUAAGGAGUUCGUGGAGGCCUGCCUCAACAAGGACCCCCGAUUUCGGCCCACGGCCAAGGAGCUCCUAAAGCACAAGUUCAUCACGCGCUACACCAAGAAGACGUCCUUCCUCACUGAGCUCAUCGACCGCUACAAGCGCUGGAAGUCGGAGGGCCAUGGCGAGGAGUCCAGCUCCGAGGACUCGGAUAUCGAUGGCGAGGCUGAGGAUGGGGAGCAGGGCCCUGUGUGGACAUUUCCCCCAACUGUCAGGCCCAGCCCACACAGCAAGCUGCACAAGGGGACGGCCCUGCAUGGCUCACACAAGUCUGCUGAGCCGGUCAAGAGGCAGCCCAGGUCACAGUGUCUGUCCACGCUGGUGCGGCCCGUGUUUGGAGAGCUCAGGGAGAAGCACAUGCAGAAUGGUGGGGGUCUGGGGGCACUAGAAGAGCUGGAGAACGCCUUCAGUCUGGCUGAGGAGGCAUGCCCGGGCAUCUCGGACAAGCUGGUGCUACGGCUGGUGGAGCGUGUGCAGAGGUUCUCGCACAGCAGGAACCACCUGACCUCCACCCGCUGAGAGCUCGGCCUCGCAUCUCAGCACUGUUGGACCAGGAUGUGUCAGCUUGCAGGCCACCUGCCAAGGACAGGGCAGCCCUGCAGCCAUGGCCUGACAGCAAGGGCUGGGCAGUUCUGUCUCCUCCCAAGGCCCACAGGCACUGUCUCCGUAAAGUAUGUGUGUCACUGGGACGUCUUGUUUUUUAAGAAGUGAACUUUGUUCCCUUGAUAAUUUCAUAGAUUCAUCCCCACCCCUUUGAAUAAAGACCUGAACUGGUGA
Ochotona curzoniae (black-lipped pika) is the source of this 1654-nucleotide messenger RNA. RefSeq names its product serine/threonine kinase 25 (gene STK25). Gene Ontology annotation, molecular function: ATP binding; protein kinase activity. NCBI's taxonomy places the organism in Eukaryota, Metazoa, Chordata, Mammalia, Lagomorpha, Ochotonidae. The transcript is spliced from 12 exons. The record is from RefSeq and is a predicted model, not a curated record. Gene Ontology annotation, biological process: protein phosphorylation. The coding region runs from base 116 to 1396 and encodes 426 amino acids.